GAAAAGGCUGGAGGGGCCACACAGAGAAGGGGAUUAUCCGAGAGCUGCCCCCCGAUCCGCCGCGUCCUGACACGGGAGAGCCCCGCGCACACCUCGCCCCCUUUAUCUUCCAUCUUUCCAGGGGCGCACGGACGAGGAGCCCUGGCUGCACUCGCACCACUAUCUGCCCAUCUUUUGUCUCCGCGUCGCUGGGCUCACACGGGAGGCUGCCUGGUCCCCGCAGCAUCAGCACCAGCAGCAUCAGCCUCCUUCUCCUGUCUCCGCUCUCUAAUCGGACGAUCUCCAUCUCCAGCCUUUGAUUUGCAGAACACUUCCCUGCUUGACGUUUGACCCCUCGAGUCAAUCCCAUGUUCCGAGCUCCCGCGGCUGAAACAAGUCAAAGAACUACUUUCUUGCUUUUCUUGUUUUCCUUUCUUUCCUCGAAUCGUCUGAUGAGUGUUUGUCCGGUGGAAUAUGAGUUAAUUUGGAGUCGAGGCUCCGCUCAAGAGCGUCUUUAAGUUCGUUUCAAGACAAAUCUACACCUCAACUCUUUGUCAAGGUUCUUCACGAGAAGAGAAAACCAACACCGGAGAAUCAAAAUGAUGCUGAGCCCGGACCAGGCGGAGUCGGACCUCUCCUGGACUCAGUCCGACCCGGAGACCAUGCUCAACGGCCUCAGGUCGACCGGCUGCACCUCGGACGACCCGACGGAGGGAGAGGAACGAGCCAAGUGCAAGUCCGACCAGCCGCUGAGCCGGGAGGAGAAGCGGCGGCGGCGGAGGGCCACGGCCAAGUACCGCUCGGCCCACGCCACCCGGGAGAGGAUCCGGGUGGAGGCGUUCAACGUGGCCUUCGCGGAGCUGAGGAAGCUGCUGCCCACCUUGCCCCCCGACAAGAAACUCUCCAAGAUCGAGAUCCUCAGACUGGCUAUCUGUUACAUCUCCUAUCUCAACCACGUGUUGGACGUGUGAGAGCCACCCGGACUCCCCCCCCCUGCACCCCGGGGUGACAGCAGGGUCGGUUGGGUUGGUGCUGGACUCCAGAGGCUCAUGCUGGAAUCAGCUGGGUAUGGCAUUGUUGACAGUAGAGUCCUGAAUGAGAAAAGCACACGUGCGGUGUUUUUAUGAAAAUUCACCGCAUGCACAGUUUUUUGGGGAAUGUGCAGAAAAUGCAUUUCAGAGAAAAAUCCAUAUUGGCUCAACAUCUGUGAGAGUUUUAGGACAACACCUUGAAAUACCAGAAAUAAAAAACGGUCCUAAAACACCCUGGAUGCUGGGACUCUGCCAUACCUCAGCUGUACAUGUGUGAGUCCAGUGUUGUUUCUGUUGUGUGUUUUUAUUGAUGGCAGUGUUGGUGCAAAGUUGCUCCAAGUAAAAAAAAAAGAAAGCCUCAACUUUCAGUCCCCGACCGCUCACUGAACAAAAUAAAAGCAACAAGCGCACAGGCGUUUGUUUUAGAUGCAAUAAAGAGGAGAGGGAUGGAGGAAGAGGAGGGGGAGGAUGAGGAAGGGUCGUCAGGAAUAUCAAGGAUCUGGUUUUCAGAGAAACUUUCUUUUUCACAUUGAGUCGCCCCCCCCCCCCCCUUUUUAAAAUAAUGUCAAUCCUACAUUUAAAGUCACAAAUCUAUAUAAAUAAAGGAGCGAGUCCUCUCCUCGCUCUUUCAAUUUUUAAUUUCCAAUGCUUAGAAAAACACUUGGGGGGAAUUUCCCAGACGGAAAUGAAAGGAUGUAAACGACAUAGCUGCUUUAGAUCUAGUUUAGUUAUUUUCCAUCAAGGAAUAAAAAAAAAAAAAGAUUCACUGCGUAAGUGCCACUUAUGACAUAUAAAAUUGUGACCUUAAUCAUUUUUUAAAAAGUGUAUGGGAUUAUUUAUUUAAUUGUGUUCAAUAUUUAAGGCUAAUUUAUUUAUGUUGUUAUCAUAGGCUGGCGUCUCUUUUUGUACAAAUGUAUAUUGUUUGUUGCUUCUAUAUUUUAGGCUGUGAAAUUUGGAAAGUGAUGGUGUUCUACUCUUGAAAAAAAAGGCACUUUCUGUUGAUCCAUAGCAAAACCUAUUGUUUUCCAUGUAUGUCAUUGUUUUUAAUUUAUGGAUUUAUGUUGGAUUUCAAAUCUAUUAUUUAUCAAUAGCAAAACGAUAAGCACUUGAAGAUGGGGUCCAGCCCCAUAAAUGUUUAUUUCCUGAUCUGUUGUGUUAAGAGGUUGCUCUGGGAAGAAGAAUUAGGCUGCUAAAAGAAAUAAUAAUAAUUUACACUCAAUAUAAAAUUCCUCUUGACGGAAUAAAGUCAAAUCCUUUAGAUUCAGAGUUAAACCUCUUUUUUUGCUGUGACCAAAUAAUAAGAAUAAGAAUAAUGAUAAUAAUAAGAAUUUCGAAAAUACUCGUUAAUUUAUUAUCUUCAAUGUUCCUGAUGUGAUUAUUAUUUCCUGGUUGAUUUAUUUAUCUGUCUCUGCUUUGUGUUAUAAAUUCAACAAGUAAUUUUAUAGUGAAGAAAAACCACAUAUCCUCUAUCCAAAGAUUUUCUGUCUCUUCAGGGUUGUGUAGCUACUUGUUGCUUUAUGCAGAUCUUUUGUAGUAGAGGUGUCGUGUGACAGCUGGUUUCUAAUGGACAGACUUUCAUAUUUU
This is a messenger RNA of Platichthys flesus (European flounder), 2594 nucleotides long. Its product is annotated as helix-loop-helix protein 2-like. The record is from RefSeq and is a predicted model, not a curated record. Gene Ontology annotation, biological process: regulation of transcription by RNA polymerase II. The transcript has 2 exons. Gene Ontology annotation, molecular function: RNA polymerase II cis-regulatory region sequence-specific DNA binding; DNA-binding transcription factor activity, RNA polymerase II-specific; protein dimerization activity. Bases 579 to 950 code for a protein of 123 amino acids. NCBI's taxonomy places the organism in Eukaryota, Metazoa, Chordata, Actinopteri, Pleuronectiformes, Pleuronectidae.